Molecule: messenger RNA, 4007 nt
Organism: Esox lucius (northern pike)
Lineage: Eukaryota; Metazoa; Chordata; Actinopteri; Esociformes; Esocidae
Gene: ctdspl2a
Product: CTD (carboxy-terminal domain, RNA polymerase II, polypeptide A) small phosphatase like 2a
Exons: 13
Coding region: 289-1893 (534 amino acids)
Molecular function (GO): phosphoprotein phosphatase activity
Source: RefSeq, a predicted model, not a curated record
GCGGGUGCCUUCGGUUUACUCCUGUGCCGCCGCAUGCGCUCCGUCUUGAAACAGAACUGAGCUGUCAAACCUUGUCAUGUCUAAAUAUAUAUUUAUUUCUUACCAGAUGUUAAACUGCAUGCCUGUGAGGUUAUUCAUUUGUUACUUUUGCAACGGUGGAAGGUAAUUAAACUUGCAUGCUGCAAUACACAUUCCUAGACAUCACAGUGGCGCGGGCGUCAGUGUAGACAAAUCGAGUGUAUCCACUGUUUGUGAUGAGGCGGGAAAUGGCGUCUAAAGAGCCCGUCGAUGGUCUGUGGUCCUAAACACAGCUGGCAAGACAACGACGGGCAGACCUCUCUCGGUGGCCGCCCCGUUGCGGCUACCAGUGGACAGGCCAGCGACGAGUUUAGUUACGAGUUUUUUUGUACCACCGCCUUUCAUGUAACGUGUAGGAUGAUGAGGCUGAGAGUGCGAAAAGCUCCUCAGCAGCCCAGCCCCAAACCCGGCCGUCCGACCUCAGCGCCCCGCCCUGCCCAGCUCCAGGCCAAGAGGAAACACUGCGAGGUGGAGGUGGAACCCACAUCUCCCACCAGGAGAGGCCUCAGAAUGCAGAAGAAUGAGACGGGGCUGUUCUCCACCAUCAAGAAGUUCAUCAGGGGAAAUGCUGUCAAGGUGGAGCAGGAUAUCCCAGCUAAGAGGAGCCGUAUUGAUUGUAAAGUGGACAGCAGCACCUUGAUCACGUCUUCUCCACACCCCCCCAACAAAGCCGUCCCCAGAGGCUGCAGGAGAGGAGCUAACAGGCCCGAUCCAAUGACUUUGAACAGUAAGCCCCUGAAGCCCAAUGGGAAGCUGGACGUCCCCGUGGAGGAAGCCAGCAGUCCACCUCGUACCACUCUGCUGGGAACCAUCUUCUCUCCCGUCUUCAACUUCUUCUCUCCUGCUACCAAGACGGCCGCUCCCGGGUCAGACUCCCCGGGGCAGGCCCUGGAGGCCGAGGAGGUCAUGAAGCAGCUGGAGUUGGAGGCGGCGGAGGAAAGGACCUCCGGCACGACGACCGAGGAGAUUGUGCUGUCUCCCGUUUCGCCUGCCCCGGUGGUAGCUCUGCCGCGGGCUCCUCUGGCCGUCCCGGAACCGGCCGUUGAGGAAGGGGAGCUGGUUUCAGACACGGACAUGCCCCCGUUAACAGCUCCAGGGUGCAACACGGACAGCAGUUACCCCCACGCCCCCCCCACUGCCCCCGCGGAGGGCUCCUACGAGGAGGACUGGGAGGUCUUUGACCCGUACUUCUUCAUCAAACAUGUGCCUCCGUUGACUGAGGAGCAGAUAGCCAGGAAACCAGCGCUUCCCCUGAAAACACGAAGUACUCCUGAGUUCUCCCUGGUCCUUGAUCUGGACGAGACAUUAGUGCACUGUAGUCUGAACGAGUUGGAGGACGCAGCCCUCACCUUCCCUGUGUUGUUUCAAGACGUGAUAUACCAGGUAUAUGUGCGGUUGAGGCCCUUCUUCAGAGAGUUCCUGGAGCGCAUGUCUCAAAUAUACGAGAUCAUUCUAUUCACAGCAUCUAAGAAAGUGUAUGCAGACAAGUUGCUGAACAUCCUGGACCCCAAGAAACAGUUGGUCAGGCACAGGUUGUUCCGCGAGCACUGUGUUUGUGUUCAAGGAAACUACAUCAAAGACUUGAAUAUUCUUGGGAGGGAUCUUUCGAAGACAAUAAUAAUAGACAAUUCACCUCAAGCCUUCGCCUAUCAGCUUUCCAAUGGUAUUCCCAUCGAGAGUUGGUUCAUGGACAGGAAUGACAACGAGCUCCUCAAGUUGGUUCCUUUCCUGGAGAAGCUGGUAGAGAUGAAUGAAGAUGUUAGGCCGUACGUCAGGGAGCGUUUUCGUCUUCACGACCUCCUUCCUCCGGACUGAAAGGAUGAAUGUGUGACCCAGUAGGCUAACCCAUAGAAAUAGAAUGUGAAUAAUUUCAGACAUUUGAAUUAAUGUUCUAUACAUUCUGUUAAUUCUAAUUCUAUGGGCUUAACCCUCCAAUAGGAGGGAAGAAAGCCUUUAACCCAGUGGAGAUGUGAUUCAUGUUCAGCUUAUUCAAAUGGGGAGGUUGUUAAAAUGGAUUCCAGCAUUGCCAUUACAGAUUUAAACAUUUGAACAAAACAACAUUACAUAAUAGAAUUUGUAAAAACAAAAAGGGGGGUGGGGGGAGAAAUUCUGAAACAAAAUGCAUCUUUUCCAUUUUUAAAGCAAUGUACAGUUUGAGUAUAUGUUUUGAAAACUCUUGCUAAACUGUUAUACAAGUUAAACUGUACCCAGAGACUAAGAGCAGUUUCCUCGCAAUUGUAAACGGACACUGCCUGGGCUGACCUCUUGUAGGGUCAUGUUCGUUAGAGCACAAAAGUUUUAAUGUUUGUUACGUGAAAGGAAAGUUGUAUUUUUAUUUUCUCUCAUUGGACAAUUUGAGGUAAAAUCUUUUGAAAUCUGACUUUUUUUUUUUUUUUUGGUUUGGUGCCUAAUGAACACGACUCUGGUGACUUUCUGGAAGAUGUUUCAUCUGCAGCUACAGUUUUGUACUGACUGAACUGAAUGUCAUGCAGUAUUUGAAGAGUGUGAGUAACUGACUGCUCCAGACUAAUUUUAACAGGUAUGGCCAGUCAAACCUGUACAAUAUAUACACACUCAAUUACAUGUAUAUAUGACAUGUAUAUAUAUUUUUUUUCUUCACAUUCGUUUUAUUUUCUUUUGUGCUUUUGAUUUAUUUUUAUUUUUUUAGAAUGCAUUCCUCUUUUAGUUGACUGCCUUUUGUUUUUGGUAAACCUUCACAAAAAAUUAUUUUAGUGUUUUUUGUUUGAAGUUGAUGCAACAGAGGUUUUUUCUGUUGUCUGCCUGCAAAUCUUGUGUUCCAAAUGGCACGCUAUUACCUGCAUAGAACACUUCCUUUGGCCAGAGUCCUUACAGGGCCUGGUUAUGUAGUGUGCUAUAAUGAUAAGAGUUCUAUUUGGAUGCAUGCUUCUUUUCUGGUCUGCUUUUUAAUCCCAUUCAUUUCUGUCAUGUGGUCUCUGUAAUGACGGUGUGGUUUUAAACCAAUGUUAUCUUUGGGAGAAAGUGUUUAUGAAAUCAUGAUGUUUUAAGGUUAUAUGUAAUGUAAAAUCCAGUACAGGGUUUGACUUGACCCUUCGGAAGCCAUAAAAAUGGCCCAGAUAUUGAUUUUGAACAUUUUUAUAUGAGAUUUCACCCCUUAAAGAUGUUUUGAGAAGUCCCUAAGUGAACUGCUCUGUUUUGGGUGUGAUUGAGGGAAGGUAUGGAGGGCUUUGGAGCUCCUGCACUUUUUGUUUAAAAAAAAAAAGAGAGAAUUAUACUUUUACAUCCAGCCCUAAUGUAAAGAAAAUGUACAAUCCUGUCAAUUUUGUACACAAGUUAUCGCCUCAAUUGUUAUGUCUGGACUAUUUUAAAAAUCGUAGCACCAGCAAAAUCGCCAACAUUGUUUUAUCUUUAAAUCCUGUUUUCAAUGCUGUUCUUAGUCCUGUAUGAGUGGGUGGGUGUGUGUGUAUGUGGAACCUAUUAUGUAAGAGUCCCUCAAAGUUUGGUCGGUAAAGACCGUUCCUGUUGACCCUCUAGGACGGUCACAGCUGUUGUAUUCAGUGUUACUCCAUUGUUUCCUUGAUCAUAAAUACAUUUUUAUACAAUGAAUGAAAAUGUUUGGAUUUUUACUAUAUCAUUGUUUCUUUUACAGUAUUAAGCAAAAUACUCUUCAGUGCAACUUUGUCCCAAAAAACAUGAACAUUUAAUUAACUAGCUUACUACAAUAUCCUGCUUUUCAAAAUGCUGAAAUGAACCCAGAAAUACCAAACAUUCUAACUUGUGACACCUUUAUGUACUUUAUGAAUAGGUGUUUUUGACCAACAAUAAUUGUCCGUUCAGUAGAUGAUACAAGAUAGAUCGGGUACAUAAAUACAAUUGACUGCUGAGACAGCAAUUCACAAAAGGCUCUCUUGUGAUCAGUAAAAUAAAACCACCCUUAUAUUCAGUGAACU